AGUGCUCGCCUUCUCAGUAUGAGUCUAGGCAGCACUUUCGUGCUGAGCGGCUCGCCUCAGCGCGGCGGUAGGCGGCGAACUGGCGAGCCGUACAUGCCCAAGAUCAUCACCACAGUCGGGCAACGACCCGCAUGCUUAGUCAAUGCUUCCGUAACGUACGUCGGCAACGACUUGAUUUAUGCGUUCGGCGGCUUUGAUCAAUACACCGACGAAGUGUACAACCACGUGCUCAAACUCAACCUCGCGGCGAAGCAAUGGAGCUUGGUAGACAACUACGGUGACAUUCCGGGAGUGCGUAUGGGGCAUACGUCGUGCUUAUGGCAGGGUGACAAGCUGUUGGUCUUCGGCGGCGAGAACGAACACCGGAUACAUCUGUCCGACGUGGUCAUCUUCGACAUUAAGACUGCUCACUGGACGCAACCCGACAUCAACGGCCCGAUCCCGCGCGGUAGAGCGAGACAUUCAGCUGUCAUUCAUGAUGACAAGCUGUUCAUCUGCGGUGGUAUGAGCGGUAGCGAGAACGGUGUGUUGGACGACAUCUGCUUCCUGGAUCUCAAGACGUGGACGUGGAGUCGGACAUGGCGGUUUGUGCCACGGUAUGACCACUCAAGCUGGGUUUGGGGCGGGAAGAUCUGGGUCAGCGGAGGCAUGGGUGAAGAGAUGGAACGUACGAACGAGGUCUGGUGGCUCGACUUCAGGGGUGCUCCAGCCUUCGAAGGCGGCCCGUCGUACGGCUCCAUAGCUGCCGACGAUGCAAGGCCGCUCAAUGAGCAGUACCAAGGCUGGAGCUACCAAGCGACCGGAGGUGCUCCUGCGAUGGGUCCGUCUGGCUAUGCCUCUAACACAAGCGCUGUGCAGUCCAACUCUGCAACGCAGCUCCAGCGAAGUCCACCGGUAGCGCCUGGCGCGAUCAGCAGCGUCAAGUUUAUAUCCUCGCCGAAUCUGCCAAUGCAAAACGUUGGCUCCCAUUUCCAUGUGUUCAGCUCAGGCUGCAUGCUCGACUUCGUUACUCCCGCGACGAACAUGCCGCUCGAGACUUCUCUUUCUGCGCUCGACCUCGACACCCUACGCUGGCAGAAGCUAGCAGAUGGCAAGGACCUGUUUUCUCCAUUGUAUCGAUGGCAUUAUUGCUGCCUAGAUGCUGAUGGCACGCACGCCUGGCUUCUUGGCUGUCCACGUGAAGUGCGCAACAACAAUGGCAAUGGCGAGGCCGAGGAGUACCUGAGCGAUGUGUUGCCUAUUGACCUUCGCAAGUUCGGGCUGUUGGGCAACAAAAUGAGCCAAGAGGCUCGACUUGAGCAACGUAUCCCACUAUCGGAUACGAACAGCUCGUCGCACUUGUCGGCAAUUGGGGCGGAUCUGGCGCGGACAUUCAACCAACCUCCGGAGACCGCCUCUGGAACCGACUUUGUAGUCACUGCGCUGCGCGACGAUGAUUAUCAGCUCGAAGAGCUAUCGGAGGAUGGCUCGCCGGCAGUCAGCCACUCCAUAUCGGCGAACGUGCCGUCUGCGCCGCCCUCUGCGGAUGGCUCAACGACAAGUACAAACACUUCUCAACCAAUCCACGUUCACCGCUUAAUUCUUAGCGCACGAUGGCCACAUUUCGCACGGCUGUACAACGCACAAAUGUCCGAAUUCCACACCCGCCGCAUGCACAUCCCAGAACCCUACCCAGCCGUCAAAGCCUUCCUCUACUAUCUGUACACCGACAGCAUAUCCACCCCUCAUACCGCCGCCGCCGACGUUGCAUUCGAACCUUCCGCCGCAAGCCCCACGCUCGAGGACGUCGCGAAUAUGCUUGUAAUGAGCAAUAUUUACGACAUGCCCCGCCUUCGCCACCUAUGCGUCAACCGUCUCGUGCGUGAUCUCGAUGUGCAGCAUGCGGCGCUGAUCUUCGACCGCGCUUCCACGGCACAAGAAGACUGGCUCAAGCGGAGGGCGGCAAGUUUCUGCAUGACGCAUUGGGGUCGUGUAGUGCGGACUUCCGCUUUCAGGAACCUGAAGCGGAGCGCCAUGCUUGAGCUUUGCGAAGGAGUGGACGCCGAAGGCCGGGUGGUCGGUGGCGAUGAGCUUGAA
Messenger RNA from Baudoinia panamericana UAMH 10762, 2076 nucleotides. RefSeq lists its product as uncharacterized. Gene Ontology annotation, molecular function: protein binding. The transcript has a single exon. NCBI's taxonomy places the organism in Eukaryota, Fungi, Ascomycota, Dothideomycetes, Mycosphaerellales, Teratosphaeriaceae. The annotation marks the transcript as partial. The record is from RefSeq and is a predicted model, not a curated record.